AUGCACCGCGCAGCUCUCCAGACGCAGCAGCAAGCCGACGCGGAACGCCAGGCAGCCAACGGUGGCGCCAAUCCGGAUGCUCCUCAGCCUUCUGCGGCCCCCGGCAGCAACGCGGCCUUGCCGGCGCAAGGGGCAGAUCGACCUGCCGUGUUUGCAAACCGGGAACAGGCUGUCGCUGCCGACAAGCGCGUCGUGAUCAACUCUCCCCGGCUUGAAGGGUCGAUCAACCUUUCGGGCGGGCGUCUCGAUGACCUGCGCCUGAAGGACUACCACGAGACCGUCGACAAGAGCAGUCCGACGAUCGCCCUGUUUUCACCCAAGGGCAGCCCGAACCCCUAUUACACCGACUACGGCUGGGUUGCCGAUCCGGGAGCCAACGUGCCCCUGCCCGGCCCCGACACGGUCUGGUCGGUCGACGGCGAGACGACCCUGACACCCACCACACCGUUGACCCUUGUUUGGAACAACGGUGCGGGCCUCACCUUCAAACGAACCUUUUCCGUCGACGAGAAUUAUCUGUUCACAGUUGCCCAAUCCGUCGAAAACACGUCUUCGGCAGAUGUCACGCUUUAUCCCUAUGGCCUGAUAGCCAGGAAAGGCGUGCCUGAAACCACGGGCAUCUGGAUCCUUCACGAAGGCCUCCUGGGUGUAUUCGGCGAGGAAGGCCUUCAGGAAAUCGACUAUUCCGACCUGGAAGACGAAGGCACGAUCCGUCCGGCCAGCGUAGACAACGGCUGGCUCGGCAUAACCGACAAGUACUGGGCCGCGACGCUCAUGCCGGUCCCCGGCCAGGAGUUCCAGCCGAGUUUCAGUUUCUCCCGGACGACAGGAAAUUUUCAGGCUGACUAUCUGGGCACCGGUGUCGCCGUCCCUGCAGGUGGCACGGCGGAGACCAGCUCAUAUCUGUUCGCCGGUGCCAAGGAAACGAAGCUGAUCGAUGCCUACGAGGAAUCGCUCAAUCUCAACCGGUUCGAACUGAUGAUCGAUUGGGGCUGGUUCUAUUUCCUGACGAAGCCGAUGUUCUUCGCGAUCGACUACUUCUUCCAUCUGAUAGGCAACUUCGGCGUCGCCAUUCUGGUGGUAACCGUCAUCAUCAAGCUGAUCUUCUUCCCGCUGGCCAACAAGUCCUACGUCUCCAUGAGCAAGAUGAAACUUGCGCAGCCGCAGAUGACGGAAAUCCGCGAGAAAUACUCCGAUGACCGACAGAAACAGCAACAGGCGCUGAUGGAGCUCUACAAGAAGGAAAAGAUCAAUCCGCUGGCCGGCUGCCUGCCGAUCCUGAUACAGAUCCCGGUCUUCUUUGCGCUCUACAAGGUUCUGUUCGUCACCAUCGAAAUGCGUCACGCGCCCUUCUUCGGCUGGAUUCAGGAUCUGUCCGCGCCCGACCCGACCUCGCUCUUCAAUCUCUUCGGCCUGAUCCCCUGGGAUCCCCCGCAAUUGCUGAUGCUGGGCGUCUGGCCGCUGGUCAUGGGUAUCUCCAUGUUCGUUCAGAUGAAAAUGAACCCGGCACCGCCUGAUCCCACCCAGCAAAUGAUCUUCACCUGGAUGCCCGUUGUCUUCACCUUCAUGCUGGCAUCGUUCCCGGCAGGACUUGUGAUUUACUGGGCCUGGAACAACACGCUGUCGAUUACGCAGCAAUACGUGAUCAUGCGCCGUCAGGGAGCCAAGGUGGAACUCUGGGACAAUAUAGGGUCCAUGUUCAAGCGAAAGAAACCGGCCUCGGACGACAAGGGCUGA
This is a messenger RNA of Effrenium voratum, 1737 nucleotides long. Lineage: Eukaryota; Dinophyceae; Suessiales; Symbiodiniaceae. The record is from the annotation of a GenBank genome assembly.